UCCCGUUUCGUACGUGUCUUGGCGUCAUUACCUCGCGCCGCUAGAGGCACAUGUCUAAUAACCACGUGUAGCUGCUGUAGUUUACGGCGAGCGCAGAGGGACAAGUGAGCGGAAAAGUCUUUACUGCAAUGGAGGGGACGUGUAAAGCUACAGCUACUCCUUCGAGGAGAAGUAGAAGAAGGGGAACCCAUCAGGAGGAAGACAAAGCAGAAGAACAUGGCGGGGCAGAGGUGGAGGGGAUAGAAGAUGAGAACAAGGUAGAGAAGACGAGGAAGUCUGAGGAGGGAGUGGAGGAGAAGGACAAGGUGGAGAAGAUAAGGAAGUCUCAGGAGGGAGUGGAGAAGAAGGACAAGGUGGAGAAUGUUGAGCAGAUGGAGGAAGAGCUGAAUGGGAAUCAUUGUGAGAAGAAACUGGAAGGGAUAGAUAACAAGACCUCAGAUGACCAGAAGGGGGUUUCCUCUUGCCGCACAAUCCUAUCUGAGGCAGAGACACCAGUGAAGGUCCAGACCAGACAAAACAAGUUGAAGGUUGCCCCCAAAAUUAAAAGAAUCGCUAAUACUAUCCCCCGGGGCAAGCCAAAAUCUGGACGUGUGUGGAAGGAAAACAAGAAGAGGUUCUCUGAAAUGGUAAAAGACCGCCCCCUCCGCACAUCCUGGGAGCUGAAAAUGAAAGAUCGUCAGGAAAAGAAGUUGCUCAAAAGUUUAGCCCAACAGUUAAAAGAUGAAAAAAAACAAGCAAAAGAAGAUAAAAGGAUGAGGCGAGAGGAGAAUUUGAGACGCCGUCAGGAAAAUGAACGCAAAGCAGAAAUUGUGCAAGUGAUACGCAACCCAGCGAAGCUGAAGCGAGCCCGCAAGAAGCAGUUACGAAAUAUUGAGAAGAGAGACACUCUUAUGAUGUCCCAGGCUGGAAAGAAGCUGUCACAGAAAAAAUCGGCACCUUCAAAGGCUGCAGGAAAAAAGACAUCUGCUACCAGCUGAGAGAGACUUCAAUGGUCUUUGGACUCCAAAUCCUUUAAAAGCCUUAAAAUGGUCACAUGCUGACUCAUCAGGAUCGCAUAUGCAGAUAAAUCCAAGACCGGUUUGCAGUCUUCACGUCUCUGCAUUGGAGAGGAAGAACUCCAAGCGGAAUUCCAUGUUCUGUGAUGUUUUAAAAUUAUAUUCUAGUACCUCGCCUGGCAGAUUUUAGUUUAUAUGUUUUUGCUAAGUGAAGCUGUAAGGAAAUAUACAAUGAAUUACACACAACUUGUUUGA
This is a messenger RNA of Rana temporaria (common frog), 1250 nucleotides long. It is a transcript of the gene CCDC86, whose product is annotated as coiled-coil domain containing 86. Gene Ontology annotation, cellular component: nucleolus. The transcript has 4 exons. The record is from RefSeq and is a predicted model, not a curated record. The coding region runs from base 129 to 977 and encodes 282 amino acids. NCBI's taxonomy places the organism in Eukaryota, Metazoa, Chordata, Amphibia, Anura, Ranidae.